UCCACCAAAACCUAAAAAGGAUUGUCAGCUUUAUCAAAUGACCAAUAUUGCAUCAACAUCGUAGCAUAGCAUAGCAGCGUAAGUAAACGCAAUCAAAUCUGCAUUCUCCAUUCAUUCAUUUCUUCACUUGCACCCACCAAACCAAACCACACUCUAGAGUACAGUGAGCGAGUCUAGUUCAGAGCCACCCCUCCAUUUCCACUAAGCCAAAAAAAAAAAAAAAAAACUCUUCUCCAUCAUGACAAGGCCAAAGAUUUAUCUCUUCGGUGAUUCAAUCACUGAAGAAUCUUUCUCGGUUGGUGGAUGGGGUGCUUCUCUCGCCCACCAUUUCUCUCGCACGGCUGAUGUGGUGCUAAGAGGUUACAGCGGAUACAACACUCGGUGGGCGUUGAAGGUGUUGGAGAGGGUUUUCCCUGCGUCACAUGGCGGUGACGGUGGAACCGGAACAGCGCCAAUUGCUUUGAGUGUUUUCUUUGGGGCCAACGACGCUUGUGUUCCGGAUAGGUGUUCUGCUUUUCAACACGUCCCUCUCCAUGAAUACAAGCAGAAUCUUCACUCCAUUGUUUCCUUCUUCAAGAAGCGAUGGCCCACAACUCUUGUUCUCCUCAUAACUCCUCCUCCAAUAGAUGAGGAUGCACGUUGUAGAUAUCCGUAUGUAGAAAAUCCACAGGGUCUUCCUGAAAGGACAAAUGAAGCUGCCGGUGAGUAUGCUAGAGCAUGCAUUGGUGUGGCUGGGGAAUGUGGAAUCCCUGUGGUUGAUCUCUGGACCAAAAUGCAACAGUACCCUGAUUGGAAUAAAGAUUAUCUAUGUGAUGGUUUGCAUCUCACGCAAAGCGGCAAUCAAGUUGUUUUUGAGGAAGUAAUUACAAAGCUGAGAGAAGAAGGCUUGAAUCUAGAAUCUAUACCAGUUGAUCUCCCACUUAUUGCUGAUAUUGACCCUAAUGACCCACUGAAGUCAUUUCUGCAGUAAUAGAAUGACAAAUUACAAAAGGGGUACGUGCCUCUUCUUGGGGUUGUUGUGCUUUUGUCGUUAUGGAAAGAUAUGUUAAUACAGUAUAUUACCCCAUAGUAUUUGGAUCGUCCUUUUGUUGUAGCUAUUCUCUGAGGAAAACAAUAUGUUGGGUAAUGUCUAUUAUUGGCCUGUCAAAUGUUAUUUCUGUAACAGUGUGUUUGGACGGGAAACUAAUUAUCUAGAGGAUUUAAAAUUCUCUCCCUAAA
This is a messenger RNA of Glycine soja, 1218 nucleotides long. RefSeq names its product GDSL esterase/lipase At5g45920-like. Lineage: Eukaryota; Viridiplantae; Streptophyta; Magnoliopsida; Fabales; Fabaceae. The coding region runs from base 239 to 970 and encodes 243 amino acids. The transcript has 5 exons. The record is from RefSeq and is a predicted model, not a curated record. Gene Ontology annotation, molecular function: hydrolase activity, acting on ester bonds.